Molecule: messenger RNA, 3267 nt
Organism: Puccinia triticina
Lineage: Eukaryota; Fungi; Basidiomycota; Pucciniomycetes; Pucciniales; Pucciniaceae
Exons: 6
Coding region: 1-3267 (1088 amino acids)
Biological process (GO): mitotic cell cycle; DNA-templated DNA replication; DNA repair
Cellular component (GO): nuclear replication fork
Molecular function (GO): chromatin binding; protein binding
Source: RefSeq, a predicted model, not a curated record
AUGUCCCCUCUCUCCCAGGACCAGACCGUCUCGGCUACCUAUGUCCACACCGAAGGCGCGGUCUCGUUGGCCUACUCGCCAGACGCAAGGUAUCUUUACUCCGGCGGCGCAGACGGGAUUCGGUGCUUCGAUCUGACGCAGUCGGUCGAUGCCGCAAAGACCAUCGAAUAUCACAAGGACCCCGUAACCGACUUGGAUUGUUCGUUCGACUUUCUUGCCUCCUGCUCGGAGUCUGGCGAGACUGUGCUGCAUGAGCAUGCGGCGUCAUCAGACCAAACCCCACCAUUCAAAUCCCUCAUCACCCGGACCUCGCUAGCCACGCGAUCGAUCAGAUUCUCUCCCAACCAAAGGAAACUCGCAGUAGCCUCAGACGAACUCUAUAUCAAAAUCGUCGAUGUCCAGGAUCCGCUGAACUCGAGUCUUUUAACCGGCCACACCAAAUCGAUCAAGUCCCUCUCCUGGUCGCCUGAUUCGACUCUCCUAGUCAGUUCUGGCUGCGAGGGCGUCUUGAGGAUUUGGAACCUCCCAAAACAAAACCCGUCUGGCGAAAUCCCAUGCUCGCAAGAGAUCGAUAAUAUCCUCCCACCGGUCAUACCGGAAUCUCACAAGUCAAUAGAGGCUGUCUGGCAUCCAUCUGGCAAAUAUUUCGUCGCCCCGAGUCGGGAAUCCGGACUGGCGAUCCUGACCAAAGCUGGGCCGGAUAAUCUGUGGAAGCGUUCGAGGACCGUCUGCCAACCUGAGGAGUCCAAGCAAACCAAGCCGAUUACUUCUCUAAGGUUCUCUCUGAACGGCAAAUAUCUUGCUACCGGCUGUCAAGACGGGAUAAUCGUCGUUUGGUCGACUCAGGCUUGGACGGUCGAGAAGAGUAUUCAACCUGAGGCUGAUUGCCCGAUCACCGCCAUCCAGUGGCGUCCCCAAGCCAAUUCCAUCGUGGCUGCGAACCAGCUUGGACAGGUCAUCAACUGGCACGACGUCGUCCCAUCCACCCAGCCUCCUCCCUUUAAUCCUCCCUCGCUAGCAGAACCCACUCGCGACGAGGAGCACGGGGAUGCUGGUCUGCUUGGAGAGGACUUCGACCCUUUCGAAGGAGAGGUUGGUUACGAGAACGAGGACUGGGUGAUCGAUGAUCUUGAUACUGCAAAGAACACUCACCGGUCAACCACAGCCACAAAGCAAAAUUCAUCCACCCAUUACCAUCAGUCUUCAUCCCGAAACCCCAAUCUCACGUAUCACGUCUCUGCCGGUCAUGCUCAAGAAGCUUUCCAACCUGGUGCGACUACCCUCAAGCAUCGCUCUCUCGAAACUCGAACUGCCAGGCGAUAUCUGGCGUUCAACUCACUAGGCCGAGUGCAUAUACUCGAGAAAGAGGAAGAGAACAUUGUGACGGUAGAGUUCCAUGACCAGGGUCGACACAGGGGAUACCAUUUCGCGGACCUGUUCAAAUUCAAUCUGGGCUCGCUGGGUAAUCUGGGUCUUGCCUUUGCAUGCAGCGCGACUCGGUCGAAUCCAUCGGUGGUCCGAUAUCUGCCCUUCGAGUCCUGGACCACCGGAGGCUUCGCAUUUGGGGGCUCGGAGACGAUCGGGGUGGAUGAGGAAGCCAGCUGGGAGUUCGAGCUCCCCAACGCGGAGAGCGCGACGUGUGUUGCUUGCGGAGGAUGUGCCAAUGAGGACGGCAAGAUCGAUCGGGACGGCUUGGCGGGAUCGGGCACGGUGGCCGUGGGGACCAACCUGGGCUACGUCCGCCUGUUCUCAGGAAGUGGCAUACAAACUUACGUCUGGAACCUGGGCCAGCAGAUCGUCAGCUUGGCAUGCAGCCAUGAGUUUAUCUUUGUCGUCCACCGGCCUUCGAUCCUCCCCCAAAACCAUCCACUGAGCUACACCCUCAUGGACAGUAGCUCGUUCGAGAUCGUCCAGGAAGGCACCAUCCCACUCCCCAACAUCGGCGUCGUUCUCUCCUGGAUCGGAUUCAGCCAUCCGCAUUCAAUUCCUGCUUGCUAUGAUUCCACGGGGGUCCUCUCCUUCUUGGACAAGGCCCGAAGACCUCGCCAAGGCCGUUGGGUUCCUAUGCUGGCCACAGCCUCGCUCAAAACUGAAGGGCAGUUGGAUCGAGUUUACUGGCCAGUUAGCGUAUCUGACUCUCAGCUGUCUUGUAUUGUCUUCAGGGGAGGCGAAACCCAGCCCACUAUUCCAGCCCCAAUACUCCAGCAUGUCCAACUCCAAAUGCCACUCUUAGAACAAGAUUCGCCGCAAGGUCAACUCGAAGAAAGCUAUCUACGUGGCUCUUUGAUCCAUCAUCACCGGGCCGAUCUAGCCAAGCCGGAAGAUACGUUGCUGAGCUCUGAACUGAGUACCAACCAACUCGAGCUAGAGAAGCAACUUUUGAAAUUGAUUGAGACUUGUUGCAAGGUUGAACCGGAGCCGUCACUACAAAAAGCGCUGGACUACUCGAUUUGUCUGAAGAACAUGAAUACAUUGGAAGCAUCGGUGAAGAUCUGCAAAUUCUUUAAUCUAGCCGGAUUGCAGGAAAGGGUUUCCAAGUUACGCGAUGCAAGAGAGCUCGAAAACGAUUUAUCGGACCCAUCUGGCCUCAGUAAACGGAAGUCGAAGUAUGCGCAUCUUGAAGAUUACGAGAUUAUCGCCGAAUCCAAAUCGUCAUCGAAGCGGAAAGCGAGCGAUUCGGCCUUCAACGAUAUCUUCCUGAGGCCGUUCGAGGCUUCGUUGUCUGCUCGUCCCGCGAGGGUCUUCAACCAAGCCGACAUCUUCAAAGCCCCGGCGCCCGUCCGAAGGGCCGACCAGGUCGCAGCUCAGGAGGAAGGCGAAGAACCCUGGAGAGACGAACAACUCGAUCUAAGCUCGACUCUCGAAGUCACAACCGAUUCUCUCAUGCAUGAUGCUGAUGAUGACCUUGGAAGUCUGAACAGUAGCAUCAAACGUCCCAAGCUUAGUGAAUAUAGUCUCAACAGUCAGGCCCAAAGUACCCCCAGGGAAUCGACCAAUCCGUUUGCGAAGAAGCCGCUCCGGCCGGCAAGCACGAACCAGUCGAACACGAGUAACUUAUUCGGGACGAAGACGCCGGCGACGCCGGAGCUGAAGAAGCCGGGCAAGUUCUUCGACCGGGUGGAUGAGCGGAACGGCGUCGCCAGCGUCGGCGCCAAAAAUAGCCUCAUCAACUCCAACGUCAAGCGCAAAGUCAAGCAAUCUACUCUGUUGGAUUUUGCGGCCAAACCCGCUCCUGCGCCGCCAAGAGACCAACCGAAAGACCAGUAA